Molecule: messenger RNA, 1245 nt
Organism: Acaulospora colombiana
Lineage: Eukaryota; Fungi; Glomeromycota; Glomeromycetes; Diversisporales; Acaulosporaceae
Source: the annotation of a GenBank genome assembly
AUGGGAGUCGCUUCUUUGCCUAAUUUGGAAAUGGUUGUGUGCCACGCGAGCGUAGACAGCUUCACUUCCAUCAACACCGUCCCCGCCCUGCGCGCCGCAUUGGGCAAGAAAUUGGGGGAAAUUAUUUGGAGCGGAGUGAAGGUGUUUCCGUCGAGAGUUGAGAGCCUGCGUGCCAGGGGGAGCGUCAAGGGAGAGCUGGGAGAGCUGGGAGAGCGUCUGGAGGGGGUGCGCCCACAGGUCCACCUCCGACUCGCAUCCUCGUACUUUUCCUCAAUCACUCCGCAUAGGUCGUCCAGUGCACUCAGCGCGUCAAGGAGUGCGGUCAACGAAGACUCGUUGUCUGGAGAAAAGAAGUGGAUAGCAGUGGGUCUUGCAGCGUAUAAUUCUCUGAACGUCCAACGAAGAAAAGGUUAUAGCCACAGUGGUGGAAAGAAGGGGAGGGCGUUUGAGCCCUGGAGACAGACAAGAUUCGCCGUGCAACACAGUUUCACUCGCAAAAGAGUAGAGUUUGGGAUAAAUAAGGGUAACACCGCCGUGGGUUGUAACCCUCUGGCAACGAGUUCAGGCGAGCAGAGAGAGGUUGAGCCCUGCAGUCACGCCUUGCACGACUCUAUAUGCAUGAAUACCUCGUUCAUUGAACUUGAGCACGUGGUCGUGCAAGGGCUCAGACGUCCUCUCUGGUUCACCUCUAACGGUAAACUUAAACGCACGUUAGGCGCGUUUAACAGCUCAGUAAUCACCAUCGGCGCAUCGUACCGAGGCGAACAGUAUAGCAGGUGCAUGGCCGAACGGUUGGAGCAGGGAUGGAAAAGAGCAGGAAGAGGUGAAAAAAAGGGUUUCCACUCACCUGUACCCGCAAAAUUCCACCUUUGGGCUGCACACGAAUAUCAAAAACGAAUAGAGAAUGAUAGUAGGUUAGAGAGUGUAAAGGGGUAUGAGGAGGUGCAGAUGCACCUGGGAGCUGUACAUUGCGGUGUUGUAAGUAGAGCUGGUGUGAGGGGCGUGAAGAGGACGCACGAUUGUGAUCUUGUUCAUUGCGAGUGGCAACUCGAAAUCCUGAGAAAUGAGACAGCUGUCCCAAAAUGGCGGGUCGCGGAAUGUCCGGAGAGUGAAUUGGGAGGCGGCCGCGGACGGAAGGUACUUGGACAUGAUCGAGUGCCCAUAAGGAUUACCAAAAGGGGACAUGGACUUGUAGUCCCAUCGCCCCCCCAGACAUAUAUAACCCCUCCAUCCUAUCCGUCCAAU